Ilex paraguariensis (yerba mate) is the source of this 321-nucleotide messenger RNA. The record is from the annotation of a GenBank genome assembly. Lineage: Eukaryota; Viridiplantae; Streptophyta; Magnoliopsida; Aquifoliales; Aquifoliaceae.
AUGAGUGGAGUGUAUCCAGAGCUACAUUCCUUGCCGGAUGAGUGUUGGCUUCCUUCUACUCUAACAACACUUUCCAUCAGAGGCAUGCAUAACCUCACUUCUCUCUCUAAGGGUAUCCACAACCUGUCCUCUCUUGAUGAACUGUAUAUCGGAGAUUGCCCUAAUCUUCGUUCCUUGCCUGACCAAAGGACACUCGACACACUCUCAAGGCUAACCAUCACAAAGUGUCCACUUCUUGAACAACAACGUUUGAAGGAUAAAGGAGCAAAUUGGCCCAAGAUCGCUGACAUCCCCGAGAUUGAUAUAUCUCAACAGAGUUGA